Messenger RNA from Pogonomyrmex barbatus (red harvester ant), 1034 nucleotides. RefSeq names its product haloacid dehalogenase-like hydrolase domain-containing protein 2. Gene Ontology annotation, cellular component: cytoplasm. Lineage: Eukaryota; Metazoa; Arthropoda; Insecta; Hymenoptera; Formicidae. The record is from RefSeq and is a predicted model, not a curated record. Gene Ontology annotation, molecular function: phosphatase activity. Gene Ontology annotation, biological process: dephosphorylation.
AUUCCUAAAUCCGUGAUUGGCGAUUAAUACAUAAGAUUAUGUAUUCGUUUUGCCGAAUUACUUCAUAAUGGCGAGGCAAAUUACAACUGUUUUAAUAGAUCUUAGCGGAACAUUGCAUAUUGAUAACACGGUUAUUCCGGGCGCUGUGCAAGCGUUAAACAGACUACGAAAUGCAAAUUUGUCAAUUAAAUUUGUCACCAAUACCACCAAAGAAUCAAGUAAUUGCUUAUAUGAGCGUCUGACAAGACUUGGAUUUAAUUUGCAAAAAGAAGAGAUUUUCAGUUCUUUAGCUGCAGCAAGAAAACUGAUUAUUUCCCGGCGAUUGAAACCAAUGCUAUUAAUUGACCCAGCAGCGCUGGAAGAUUUUCAAGAUUUAGUAACAGAAGACACACCUGACGCAGUGGUGAUUGGUUUAGCACCAAGCAAAUUCAAUUAUGAUGAGCUAAACAAAGCAUUUAGAUUGCUUCUGAAUGGUGCUUCUUUGAUAGCUAUUCAUGAAGGACGAUAUUAUAAGCAACCUGAUGGUCUAUCUUUAGGGCCAGGAGCAUUUGUCAAAGGAUUAGAAUAUUCUAGCAAUGUAAAAGCAGAGGUUAUCGGUAAACCAACUGUAGGAUUUUUCAAAGCGGCUUUAGAAGAGAUAGAUCCAGCACAAGCUAUAAUGAUUGGGGAUGAUGUGAGAGAUGACGUGGCUGGUGCACAGGCAGUUGGAAUCAAAGGUAUAUUGGUACAAACUGGUAAAUAUAGAGCAGGAGAUGAAAACACAAUCACCCCAGGACCGGCAAAAGUAUGCUCUUCUUUUGUAGACGCUGUUGAAAGUAUUCUUGAUGAGAUUAUUUAAAGAUUUGUGGUUCAAACGAAAUUACGAAGAAUAAAUAGUAAUAGAAUUCUUUAUUCAAAUAUCGUUGCACAAUGCAACUUCUUUUCUAUAUUAAAUUAUAUUUCAUAUAAAUACUGAUUAUUUUAUAGUGUACAUAGUCUGGAGUGUGAGAUGCCCUAUUAUUGUAAAAUAAAUAAUAAAUACAAAUAAAAAUUAA